This is a messenger RNA of Pleurotus ostreatus (oyster mushroom), 627 nucleotides long. RefSeq lists its product as uncharacterized. The coding region runs from base 1 to 627 and encodes 208 amino acids. Gene Ontology annotation, biological process: protein import into nucleus. The transcript is spliced from 3 exons. The record is from RefSeq and is a predicted model, not a curated record. Lineage: Eukaryota; Fungi; Basidiomycota; Agaricomycetes; Agaricales; Pleurotaceae. Gene Ontology annotation, cellular component: cytosol; nucleus. Gene Ontology annotation, molecular function: nuclear import signal receptor activity.
AUGUUCGGUUGCGUUGUUGCUGGACGAUUGUUACAAACGAAUCUACAACAAGUCGAUGAGACGCAUGCGUAUUUCGAACUAUCCGGGGCUAGUACCAUAAAUCAUAUUUCCGUCUUCUUGCUGGGAACAGUUCCGUUUCCUGAAGGCUAUGGUGCGUCAGUCCACUUCUAUUGGCCCGGGAAAGGAUUCCAAUUACUGGGAAUGCUUUCGAACGAGAAACCAUCAGCGAUAUUCCGUCUCAGGGGUAAUUUCACAUCGAGCGCGACCAACACAGCCAAUCCCAAUGCCUUCACGCCCGCCCCCGCUGAGAACUCGACAUCUGAUGUAGUCGCCAUCCUCGGCCUCGCCAUCGAGCCUCUUGAUCAGAUCCAAGUCCAAGUCUCCGGACUUCCGACAGCAAUUGUGAAGUCAACUAUCGCCCAAGACGUAACCCGCGAUGCUACUUUGAUGGCCGAGAGAGUGGUGAAGCAUCUGUUCAAUUAUCUGUCGAGCUUCGUCGGUUCGGUACCAGGAGGGUUUGCGCCAGAUGUCGUGGUGCCGGUGGGGAUGAUCGCGAAGUGGUAUGAUAGCUUCCUGAGCAAAGUCAAGACUGGUGGGAUUGGUUUCUUGGAGCGAGACGAGUCAUGA